CCAAUCGAAUUCCGGGCAGUUUUGGCCCGCUCAAGAAUAGAUCGCGGCGCCAUGAACCGGUCGAGAAUUUGACUUUUGCAAUUGGUAAGUAAGUCGGGGGUCGCCGACUGGAUGGAUUGGCGAGAAUUUUAGGAUAGUUUUGCAUAAUCAUUUCAUAAGCGCACCGCUUUGCAUAAAAAACUAGUUGAGUUAUAGAGCAACCCGACGGGAAUGGUGUCGGUUAUGGUUCUAAGUGGAUUCUAACUACGGCAGAUGGGUAUAUAAGCUGCUCGUCUCAGUCUCAGGAUUCAGUCUUGGCCUUUGCCUCUUCAGCACACCCAGCCUACAAAAUCAAAUCUUCACCAUGCGUUUCCUCAUCGCUUUCUGCCUCAUUGGUGCCGCCUGCGCCCAGUACAACUACGGAGCGGGAUUUACUGGUGCCGCCUCCGAUAAUGUUCCCAGCUACUCCGGCAGCGGUGUUAGCGACUCCUACGAUGGCGCCGCCAGCAGCCCGGACUACUCGGUCUCCAGCGAACUGAACAAGGAGUACUACACCUUCGAGGCUGACGAGAGCCAGUUCGAGGAUCCUCUCGCCGCCCAAAGGAUCGCCGGCUCCGUGAACAAGGGCCUGCGCGUGGUCUUCAUCAAGGGACCCGAGAACCGCGGCCUGGAGAACGCUGCUCUGGCUCUGGCCAAGCAGGCUGCCGAGCAGAGGACCGCCAUCUAUGUGUUGAACAAGCAGACCGACAUUGGAGAUCUUGCCCAGAAGUUCAAUGCCGCCCGCCAGAACGCCAACCAACGUCCUGAGGUGCACUUCGUCAAGUACCGCACUCCCGAGGAUGCGGCCAAUGCCCAGCGUGCCAUCCAGUCGCAGUACGAUAACCUGGGUGGAUCCAGCCAGUCCAUCAACGGAGGAGUUGCCAACGCCAUCAACUUCGCAUCCGCUGCCCCCGUGGCUCCCGCUCGUCGUGGCCCCAACUACUCCGCACCAGCCGCCGCCACGAGCAACUCCUACCUUCCCGCCAACAUCCUGCGUCGCCUGCGCAUCCGUUAAGGUUCGAACGGAAACUGACAGUUG
Molecule: messenger RNA, 1057 nt
Organism: Drosophila santomea
Lineage: Eukaryota; Metazoa; Arthropoda; Insecta; Diptera; Drosophilidae
Exons: 1
Coding region: 344-1033 (229 amino acids)
Source: RefSeq, a predicted model, not a curated record